AUGGAAAAAGCCAAUUGGACAUCUGGAAGAGAGUUCAUUCUACUGGGGUUUUCAGAAUACCCAAAGACUGAAGUGCUCAUAUUCCUUUUAUGUCUGCUGAUGUACAUAGUAAUUGUACUGGGAAAUGGUAUUAUAAUUAUUUUGACUAUCCUGGACUGUCACCUUCACACACCAAUGUAUUUUUUCCUCAGUAAUCUUUCCUUCUUAGAUAUAUGUUUUACAUCCUCUUUUGUCCCCAAAAUGUUGACAAACUUCUCAUCAGAAAGAAAAACCAUCUCCUUUUAUGGGUGUAUUAUUCAAAUGUAUAUCUCCCUUGCCAUGGGGUCCACAGAGUGUGUUCUUCUAGCCACAAUGGCCUUUGAUCGUUACAUGGCCAUCUGUAAUCCUCUCAGAUAUCCUAUAAUCAUGAACAAGAGACUCUGUGUACAGCUGGUGGUUACAUCUUGGGUUGUAGGUUUUCUUAAUUCAACUAUGGAAACAGCUCUUAUUAUAGGAUUGCCCUUUUGUGGAAAAAAUGUUAUUAAUCAUUUUGUUUGUGAAAUCUUAGCCCUACUAAAGCUAGCCUGUGCUGACAUCUCCUUGAAUGAGAUUAUUAUGUUGAUAGACAGCAUAACACUUGCUUUCUCCCCAUUAUUGCUAAUUAUUAUAUCCUAUAUUUUUAUUCUCUCUGCCAUUCUGAGAAUUAACUCUGCAGAAGGUAGGAAAAAAGCCUUUUCUACUUGUUCAGCACAUUUGACUGUGGUGACUGUGUUUUAUGGGACCAUCCUCUUUAUGUAUAUGAAGCCCAAGUCCAAAAAUUCAAUUAUAGACAAAUUUAUCACGUUGUUCUAUUCGGUGGUGACCCCCAUGCUGAACCCCAUCAUCUACAGCCUUAGGAACAAGGAGGUGAAUUCAGCCGUGAAAUAUGUAUUGAAAAAAUUUCGAUUCAAGAAAGGCCUAUGA
Molecule: messenger RNA, 942 nt
Organism: Sarcophilus harrisii (Tasmanian devil)
Lineage: Eukaryota; Metazoa; Chordata; Mammalia; Dasyuromorphia; Dasyuridae
Product: olfactory receptor 13C9-like
Exons: 1
Coding region: 1-942 (313 amino acids)
Biological process (GO): G protein-coupled receptor signaling pathway
Cellular component (GO): membrane
Molecular function (GO): olfactory receptor activity; G protein-coupled receptor activity
Source: RefSeq, a predicted model, not a curated record